Molecule: messenger RNA, 786 nt
Organism: Podarcis lilfordi (Lilford's wall lizard)
Lineage: Eukaryota; Metazoa; Chordata; Lepidosauria; Squamata; Lacertidae
Source: the annotation of a GenBank genome assembly
AUGCCCCAGGGUGAGAAACCAUUUAAAUGUGUUGAGUGUGGAAAGAGCUUCAGUCAAAGUGGGAACCUUAGAACACAUCAGCAAAUUCACACGGGAAAGAAACCAUUUAAAUGCAUGGAAUGUGGAAAGAGCUUUGGUCGUAGGGACGCCCUUACAAUACAUCAGCAAACUCACACAGGGAUGAAACCAUUUAAAUGUAUGGAAUGUGGAAAGAACUUCAGUCAAAGUGGAAACCUCAGAACACAUCAGAAAACUCACACAGGGGAGAAACCAUUUAAAUGUAUGGAAUGUGGGAAGAGCUUCAGUCAAAGUGGACAUCUCAGAACACAUCAGCAAACUCACACAGGGGAGAAACCAUUUAAAUGUAUGGAAUGUGGGAAGAGCUUCAGUCAAAGUGGAUACCUCAGAACACAUCAGAAAACUCACACAGGGAUGAAACCAUUUAAAUGUAUGGAGUGUGGAAAGAGCUUCAGUCAAAGUGUACUCAGACUGCACCAAAGAACUCACACAGGGGAGAACCCAUAUAACUGUAAAGAGUGUGGAAAGAGCUUCAGUCAAAGUGGAAAAUAUAAAAUCAACCAAAGAACACACACAGGGGAGAAACCAUUUAAAUGUAUGGAGUGUGGAAAGAGUUUUCGUCAUAGUGUAACCUUUAGAAUACAUCAGCGAACUCACACAGGGGAGAAACCUUAUAAAUGUAUGGAGUGUGGAAAGAGCUUCACUUCAACCAAAAACCUUAGACUGCACCAAAGAAUUCACACAGGGGGAACCCAUAUAACUGUAUAG